This is a messenger RNA of Anopheles moucheti, 2670 nucleotides long. RefSeq names its product RILP-like protein homolog (gene Rilpl). Gene Ontology annotation, biological process: cilium assembly. Bases 111 to 1295 code for a protein of 394 amino acids. The record is from RefSeq and is a predicted model, not a curated record. The transcript is spliced from 3 exons. Gene Ontology annotation, cellular component: ciliary basal body; cytoplasm. NCBI's taxonomy places the organism in Eukaryota, Metazoa, Arthropoda, Insecta, Diptera, Culicidae.
AGAACCCCAGUGCAUUAUCGCAUAUUGAUACGGGUUUCGUCGUAUUGUUUGCAAAGAAAUUGUGCUGUUAUUAACAAACUCUCAGCAGCACACCAGCAUCAGGAAGCACAAUGAAUGCGGCAGAAAAGUUAACCGUGGUGGAUGUGUAUGAUUUGGCACUGGAAAUCGGAAAAGAGUUCGAAACAAUAAUCGAUGCGAAUGGGGUGAACGCAGUGUCGGGAUUGAUUACGAAAGUGGUCAAUGCGUUGGAGUUGAUGGAAACGCUGACCUGCCAGAAUGAAAACGAGAAUGCCACCCUGCACGAGCUGCAGGAAAAGAUUGCCCAGCUCGAAGCGGAAAAGGAACAGAAAGCUGCAUCACGAUCUCGUUACGAAAAGGAGCUUGAAGCGAUUGAAGAUCAGUGGCGCACCGAAGCGAAAGAGCUGUUCAACGUGAUUGAUAAACUGCAGGAAGAGAAUCGAAAACUUCAGCGAGGAAUUGCACAGUCGGCAAGCGAAAAUACUAAUCAAUCCGACGAACGUUCGCGGAACGGUGGUGCGAACGAUGAAUUUCCCAUUGGGUCUAACAUGCAGGAGUCGGAGGCGGGUGUGUUGAAAAAAUCGGAGUACAAAAUCCAGCUCUCGCAGGUGGAAGAAAAGUUGAAGCGCAAAGAGAUGGAACUGUGUGAGAAGAUGGCCGAGAUCGAAAGUUUGUCGAGCCAGAACGAUCGCUUGAAGAAGGUGGUAAGUGAAAGCCGCAGGCGGCAAAAGCUUUCCCACAAUCAGAUCAUAACGCUCUGCGAGGAGCGGGCUGAUUUUCUGGCUCAAAUACAAGACCAGCAUCACGAAAUUAAGGCACUCCGAAUGCAGCUUGGUUUGGCUGAAAAGGAAAACGAAGAUUUGGCGAACCGUGUGAAUGAAGAUGAGCGUCCACGGUUCUCUACCGUUGAGCUGAAGGAGAUGCUUACCGAUCGCAACGAGCUAAAGGCUCGUGUGAGCGAUCUGGAGCAAGAGCUAAUGACGUGUCAAGCGAUUGGAACCGGAACGGAGAAUGGCAACAAAUCGAACGUAUUCCCGAAAGAACCCAGCAAUGAAGUGCCCACGGUGGAUUUCAGCGAACUGCCGGUACAAGGACCAUUACCGUACGAACCGGAUGAUGCACCAUGGAAAAAGAGCAACGAAAGUGGCAUAAGAAAGUUCUUUCGCAAGUUGUUCAACGAAACCUCGUCGGAUUGUUCGAGCUUUUCGCAGCGUUCACUAUCGACGCUUUCGAAAAUGGCACUCUCGUCGGGACCACACAGUGAUAUACCGAUUUAAACGGUAAGUUUGGCACAAUGAAAACAAUGCCAAGACGGAACCAGGAAAAUACAACGAUAACCGAUUGAAAUGGAUUGAACUCAAGCGUACACUAACACGUCUUACAGCUUACACGGCUUUUGACGGUUUUAUCGAUUAGAUUUACCACGUUUUGAUAAACCAAGUCACACGGUGCAUAACACGUGCAUAAGAAUAACGUUUAUUGCCAAUAUUGUUAGCAAAAAGGAAACGAGAGAGUAUAGCGUCUUGUUUUUUUUGUUGCCAACACUCAAUUUAUCCAAUUCGUAGCGAAGUUGUGUUUUAAAGGUUAGCAGUGCUGUUCUUUUUUCCGAUCGGAAUAGACAGCCAUAGUUAUGAAAGUGGACCAUUAAACACCACAAAUUCUUCCACCUCGAUCUUUCUACUGUAGCGCAUGCAUGCAGUACAGUUAUCUUCGCGUAGCAUACAAAUGGACGUUGUUUUUUGUAGCGAAGCAUAUUUUACUCUUAACCGGAAAAGGUGAAUAACACUACAAGACUUUUGGAAAGGAGAACCGUUUGAUUGACAAGUAGCACUACAGCUGUACGGGGCCCGUAUUUCAAACUCUUCCAUAUUACUAUUAGCAUUUUAAGAACCGUCAGCACUUGUGCCAGCAUAAGAUCGUAUGAUGGAGUAAAUGUUUAGCUGGUUCUAGUCAUCAUCCACCAAGCCGUUAAGUAGGAAGCCAAGUUAAUAAUUGUUAGCCAAGAAGCAUACAUUCCGUUAGAUCCUCAAUUAACAGGCUAUCUAGAGCGCAGUUCGAAUUUACCGUACUUUAGUUGUUCUUCCUCAUCAAGACUGUUGGACUACGUUGAGUUUGCAAAGCUCUGCUAAACCAGAAGGGUGCAAUUAAUCAUAACAUAUACGUUGGGAACAGGUAAUAUUAGGUCCGGUGGACAAACAAAUGGAAUGGAACGUUUAGGGUAUUUAUAAACUCUUAGAUCAACACUAUUACUUUAUUUACAAAAGGAAACAAAAACGGUGAGAAACAGAUGGAACCACAUCAAGUAUUAAGUCAAGACAAUAUGAUCAAUUAAUAGUGAUUUCACUUUCUACUGACUUCUCUACAUAUACCAACCCCUUCUCGAAACACACAUGACUGAACAUGAGUUGUAUGCCACACUUCUAUGUGCUGAGUGUCGUAGGCGUUUUGUCGACACAAGGCCCUCAUGGCUACUCAUAGCUCCCAUAUCUAGUGAGGAAUAUAUCUCAAAUAGAACAAACUAACAAGUACCAUUAUAUUCGUAGGAAGGGAAAAUAGAAAGCAGUGGAACAGGUUCGAUGUUGUAAGUUUAAUCUUAUUAAACCUUUUAGCCAAUCUACUACUAUCAUCAAACUGCAGUAAAGCAAGCAUACG